GUUUGAGCCAAAAAAGAGUUGAAAAAUGGCGACCAACGGCAUGAGAAGGGCCCUUAAGCUGUCUUCAUCGACAGGGAGAACACUCUUCGGUCGUUCUUCAGCUGCGUCUUCUUGUCCGAAUGUCGGAAAAUCAGCUGGAUUCGCUUUCGCGAAUGGGUCAACAUCAUCUCGCUCCUCACUUCGUAGGCUCACAUCCUCCAGGAUCCCUGUGGAGCUGAGUGCAGCAGGGAUGUCGCUUAUACCAUUACAUAGUGUUACUGCUUCAGCUUUACUCACUUCCUUGCUCUCUCUUAGCAAUCAAAGCUGGGGUUGCUUAUCUGAAGGAUUUGGAACGACACUAUAACAUGGGGCCUCCAAGUUUUGACUCCAGGUUUACAUGUCAGAUUCCAAGAAACUUGUUUCAUCAUCGGCGGUCUGCAGUUUUUUCCUCUUCCUCCAAAGGUUUUAAGAUAACAUUUCUUCAAAGGGCUCCUUUGUUCUGUUUACUUAUACAGUUGUCAUCUUCAGUGUGAUGAUUUCAUUACUUUAACAAUUCUGUCAGCAAAUAAAACUACUCAUUUUUGCUAGAGUUUUACUCAAAAAAAUAUACUUCUAUUGAAACACUUCGACUUCUUG
This is a messenger RNA of Eruca vesicaria subsp. sativa (arugula), 615 nucleotides long. Lineage: Eukaryota; Viridiplantae; Streptophyta; Magnoliopsida; Brassicales; Brassicaceae. The record is from the annotation of a GenBank genome assembly.